Oryzias melastigma (Indian medaka) is the source of this 1012-nucleotide messenger RNA. RefSeq lists its product as uncharacterized. The record is from RefSeq and is a predicted model, not a curated record. NCBI's taxonomy places the organism in Eukaryota, Metazoa, Chordata, Actinopteri, Beloniformes, Adrianichthyidae.
GGAAAAAGUACUCAUAUUUGAGAAGAGAUUAGAAACGAAGGAAAAAUUGGAGUUAAGGCAGAAAAGAUGGCUGAAAGAAAGGACAUGAAUGAGGUUGCUGAGAGCAGCCAAAACAUGAGGGCAGAGACUAAAGACAACGAUCUGCUAGACAUGAUGAUCAUCAAGAUGAGGUAUAUCAGAGAAAUGAUUGCUUCAAUGACUAAACAUCAUGGAGUCUUGCUGUCAGAAUACCAAAAUUAUUUGGAGUUUGAACAGAAGAUAAACAAAAUGUUAACCACAUUUGACACUGGGCCAAAAGAAAACAAGGAUGCCAUGGACUCAGUAAAAAAGGAUCUGUUCAAAAUAAAAACACACAUUGGCAUUGAAAUGGAAGAAAACAAAAUCACUCGGCAAAGAAGUCAAAAAUACAUUAAAAUCUUACACAGAAUUCUAGCUCAACUUAAAAUAGAUGUGAGAGAAUUUGCUGAGAGAACUGGAAACACAAUCCAAGUUUCACUAGAACUUCAAGAUGACUGCGACGAAUGUGUCGGAAGAAGUGAAAUGAUUCUGAAUUUGAAAAUAACUGAAAAACGUUGGGAAUCAGUAGUAAUUUCUUAUCAGCAACAGUGUAAGGACAAUGUUCGCGAUGCUCACGAAACAACCAAAAGCUUUACUAAUGAGCUUGAGCAAAAGAUUCAGAAUCAGAGACUUCAAGCAAAAAAUAAGAUUUUGUUUUCUAAGACCAAACGACAACAGAAAAUAAUUGCAUCUCAGAAAAAAAAGAUAACUCUGCUGAAAAGCAAAAUUGCUCUUAAGCAGAGGCAGGUCAAUGAACUUGACCAAUUUUCUAGAGAUCAGGAGGAAUCACAGGUCCAGGAAGAGGACAGAGAGCCUAGUGUUGGCCAGAGGAGUCCCUGUGCUGAAGAUGCUCAUCAACAAUCGGAUCAGACGGAUCCUGAAGAAAACCCUCUCCCUUCAGACAGGGAAGAAAAACAGACAGGGUUCUUUGGUAAAGCUAUGCUUGGCUUGGGCG